Molecule: messenger RNA, 6900 nt
Organism: Pocillopora verrucosa
Lineage: Eukaryota; Metazoa; Cnidaria; Anthozoa; Scleractinia; Pocilloporidae
Source: RefSeq, a predicted model, not a curated record
UUCACAGACGACGACGACGAUUAUGAAGAAGAAGAAGAAGGGAAUGAAGAUCUUGGUUUUUUUAAUGUCAGUGACUUUGUUGACAAAGAAGAUGGCGGAGUUAGUGAAACAGUUGAAGAGAAUAUUGACAAGGAAUUGGGUUUUUCAUUUGCUGUCAACAAGAACGAGAAAGAAGAGCAGGAAGAGGAAGAAGAGGACCCAGAAGAAUUUGAACGAAAAUCAAAACAACUGCAAGAGAUAUUCAGUUGUUUGCCACCAGUUCUUAUCAAAAGAAUUCUCCGUCGAGAUGACGUGAAAGGAAAUAUCGAAAAAGCCAGUGAGAAGCUUCAAGAGUUUCAAGAUAUGGAGAAUCCUGCGGACCUUUUUAAAAAUCCAGCUGAAGGAAAACCAUUGAUUACGAAACCUGAAGGAAAAUUUGAAAAUCCUCAGACACACGGUCCUAUUAAGCAAGCUUGGGUGGCAGAGGACAAAUCUUCCGGAGGCCCUGAACAGGAAAGUAAUAGAGGGAAGAAAAAGAGAAGAAAACCCAGAAAAAAAAAUCAGACGCAAGGGCAACAUGGCGAUGCAGAACGACAAGGUGAAAUAAGAAAUAGUUGUGAUAGCGAUAAGUCUGAUCAAAAUGAGGGGAGCCAAGCUUGUCGAGGUAACAACACAAGGCAAAGAGGCAUGACAAGAGGAGGACCGCAAAGGGGACCCAGAGGUGGGUUUUUCCAGGGUCCAAACAAGACCCAAGUGUCUAGAGAUGAUCAAUUUUAUGCCCCUCAAGGACAGUGGUCUGGUCAUCAAAACGCCUUUCCGUCGCAGAGAGGACGUGGAAACCAACGAGGACAAAGAGGUGGCUUUCGUCCGAACCCAAUCGCAGGACAUCGAGAUAAUUCGCUUUAUGGAUCUCAGGAAUGGCGCUCUGGUGAUGGAGGCAAUUUUCAACCUGAAUUGGGACGUGGAGGUCAAAGCGGUCGAGGGCGUCUACCAAAACCAAAACCGAAGCCAAAGGGUAAGGGACGAGGUGGGGGACGGGGUGGCAAUUUCCAGGAGCAACAUCAAGUUCCAGGAGAUUUUCAGGAGAGCGAUCAGUUUUCAGAUGCUAAAGAUUACUCUCAGUUCAUGCCAAGAAAACUGAAACAACUAGGUGGAAAAGGAAGAGAUUCUCAAGAAAGGGAGCUUGUCAGCAGUAAAACCCCGGCCCCCCGUCCUGCUGAUCAGUCUCAAUUUGAAAGAAAUACAAUACUCAUUCGAGGGCUUAGUGAGAAAACUUCGCCAGACGGACUGGUGAACUUUAUUGAGGCAAAGAGUGGUGGGGAAGAGGUCAAGGACGUACAGAUGCUGAAGAAUGGAAAAGCCUUGGUCACCAUGGCUGAUGAAAUCAAAGAUUUCACGAAAAUAAAGACCAAAUGCGAGGAGAGAGGUCUGGAUGGUGCAAAGGUUUCUAUCGAACAAGUCCCGGUUUGCAAAAGCAUCCUUGUCACUGGGUUUUCAGACAUUACCCAUGAUUUUAUUGAACUGUACUUUGAGAGUCGUCGAAAUGGUGGGGGUCCUGUGGAGAAGGUUCACCAUGUUCCUAAAAGUAGUCAAGCUGUGGUUGUGUUUCAAGACGCAAAAGAUAUGGAAAGAGUGUUAACCAGACAUGAAGAGAAACCUUAUGAGAUUGAACAAACCCAGCUGUCUAUUAGAGCUUACCGAGAGUUUCUAGAAGACGAAGACGAAGACGUUGAUGGAGCGGAGGAUUCCGGUGACUUAGGAGCUACUGCAACCGCGGCCAGUGAAUCUCGAGUGAGCCAGAAACCUGAUGCCAAAGCACAACAGCUGCACAUAGCUGUAGAUCCCGAUGUUAUGGAAUACGUCACGUCUACAGGAUUCCAAGCUGAACUGAACAAUUCACUGUCUGGAAAAAAGAGCGAAAUCACCUGGAAACCUAACAGCAAAAUGGCUGUAAUAGUGUACCGUGGGGAAGAUGACAGUGAUUCAUGGCAAUCUGAAUGCAUUGACCAAGUACAAAAUUACCUCGGCAAGUUUGCGAAGUGCGAUGUGCAGGUCAACAAGGAUUUCUGGGAAGCCGUUGUAGCAAAAGUUCCCAGCAUUCGCACCUGCUUAGGAGUUGAUCCCCCGCUGAUCAAGACUAUUCCUGAUUCAAAUAUUGCUAGGAUCGUUUCACUAGGAACAAACGUGAAAAGUAACGAGGAUAAGGUGAAGUCAAAGUUGGAAGAAAUAUACCGCGAGGAGACCAGAAAAACUUACCUAAAGAAGAAAAUUCCAAAUGUUCCUGAGAAGCGCCUAAUUUUGCUGAAGAAGAUAAAAUUUGCCGAGAAACUCCAAGAAAAGAACAAGGAGCUGGAGAUCAAGAUUAAUACUGAAGGUGAAGAAAUAUAUUUCGAAGGUCCCCAGCCACAAUUCACUGAGGCAACCAUGAAGUUCUACAAACAAAUGGCUGACAUGGUUGAGAAGAAACUAACUUUAUCUGUCAGCAUCCUGGAGAUUUUAAACUCAGAUGAGGAGCUUCAGACUGUCAAAUGUGAGUUGGAAAGAAACAACGUGGAAGCAGUGUUCUUUAUUGAGAAAGACGCCACCAUAGUGGGAUCAUCAGCAGCGCAUGCAAACAACGCGGCGGGGCUCGUGAACAAGUUGACGGUGGAAGAGAAAGUUCAAGUGGACGAGAAAAGCAAGCAUUUGUUGAAGUCAUCUGAAUGGCUGAGGUUGUGUGGCGAGAUGAACCAAACGGCUGUCCGUGUCCGGAGGGACAACUGGAACGAUACAUACGUAGCUGGGUUUCGUGAUGACGUGACCGAAGUGAUAAAGAAGUUAAAUACCUUUCUUGAAAACAAUUGCAUCAGGGAGGAAAGUUUUGUGUGCACGUCUGAUAUUAUGCGAAGGUAUCUUCUUGAGCUACGUCAAGAAGAUCUACGCACCAUAGAGAAUCAACUAAAAGAUUUUGUAGUGAGUAUUAAAAAGGGAAAAGACGAUGAUGAUUUUGUCAUUUCUGGAAACAGAGAGGGUUUGAAACGUGUAGGAAAGAAGCUCGAUGCUCUGAUGGAUUCCACUGAGUUCAAAACCUUUGAAGUGAAACAGCCAGGCCUUCGAAAAUACUUUGACAGUGGAAAAGGAGAUCAGCUGGUAAAAUCAGUGGAAAAAGAUAAAGACUGUGCCAUAAAAGUCCAGAAAAAUUUAGGUCGAGGAGGAAGGGACGAGGAGUUGCGCGUCGAAUCUGUAUCCGACGCCUCUACUUCUUCAGGCGACAGUGAAGAUGAUGCUGUGGAUGACCACGCUACCACUGCUGGAACUGACUCGUGUACCCUGGUAAUAGCCCAAAGACACAGAGUGUCGUGGAAACCUGGAAAUAUAGAGGCUGAGAAGGCUGACGUACUUGUCAGUUCUCAAGGAGCAUGCGAUAAAGCAAUCAUGAAUUCCGGUGGUCCUCAGGCCGCAACCCCCAACGUUGGUGACAUCACUGUCUCUGGUGGUUUUUCCUCAGUCAGUCACGUGAUUCACACUAACUGUUGUAAGUGGAACAACGGUGGAGGGGAGCCGACGCUAAGGGCCAUCGUUCAAAAGUGUCUGCAAACAGGCGAAACGCUUGGAGCGAACUCCAUUGCAUUUCCUGUCAUUGGGACUGGAAACCUACACUUCCCACGCGAUGCAGCCUCGAGAAUCAUGUUGGAUGAAACAGUCAAUUUCUGCAAAACCAACCCUGGUUCUAAUUUACGGGACAUCCGAUUUGUCGUGUUUAACCAAGAUCAAGCAUUAACUACCGCCUUCAAACAAGAGAUGGACAAACUACAGCCCAAGCAAACUAGCCUCCCUGCCUUCACGACUUUAACUAGAGGAAUACGUUCCUUCUUUGGAUGGAAGAAAACAGUGGGGACAUUGGGUGUAAGCAUUGAAGUCUUGCAGGGCGACUUGUGCCAGGAAACUACGGAUGCCAUAGUGAAUAUAACAAGUAAGGACUUGAAUAUGGACAGUGCUGGAAAGUUGAGCCAGACAGUGAAACAGCUAGCCGGGCCACAGGUUGAGACUGAGUUGAAGCAGUUCGGACAACAAUCAGGUGGAACCGCAUUGAUCACCAGCAGUGGAAAUCUCCCUACGCAGAAAAUUAUUCACUUAAUUCCAGACACCAAUAAUAAAGACCACCUUCAGCAGUGUGUUGAAAGAUGUCUUCGGCUGGCAGAGACGCAUAGUCUUGGAUCCAUUUCGAUUCCUGCAGUUGGUACCGGUGCAUUCCAUGUUUCUGCAGUGGACUCGGCCAGUCUGAUAUUUAAGGCCCUGACAAACUUUAGUGGAAGCUUCCGUAGUGUCCGCAAGGUCAGGAUCGUAAUCUUCGAGUCUCCAAUGUUGUCGGCAUUUCAGCAAGAACAUCAGAGGCACUCGUUUUCUCCACAAGUAGGUGUGGCUCAGCGCAUGACCUUAACUAGCCCUUUCAGUAUCGAGGUGAUAAAUGGUGAUUUGACGCAAGAGAACAGCACUGACGCUAUCAUGAAUAUCAACAGCACGGACAUGAACAUGAAUAACGCCGGAGACCUAAGCAAAGCCAUAGCAAGACAGAGUGGUCCACAAGUGCAACAAGAAUGCAACCAAUUGGGAAAGCAACCUCCUGGAACAGCGAUAAUGACAAGCGGAGGUAGUUUACAAGUACCUCAUAUUAUUCACAUAAUUCCAGGCUCCUCAGAUAAGCAACAUCUCCAGCAAUGUUUGGAGGAGGGUCUUCGCGUUGCGGACGCCAAUAACUUUCAAGCUAUCUCAAUUCCGUGUGUUGGCACAGGAGGAUACGGCUUGAACGGAGCGGACUCAGCCCAACUGACGUUCAAAGCACUAAAUGCAUUCAGUGCCCGCUGUAAAAAUAUUCAAAAAGUAAGAGUGGUCGUGUUCCAGGCCUCUAUGAUGCAGGAGUUUCUACAAGAGCAGAAGAAACAACUGGUGCAAGGUAUUGAAGAAGACAGUGACUCAGAGGAUGCAGUAGCCAGGCAAACCCGAAGACGCGGACGUAGGCAGGCACCAGGCCAAAGUGAUGAACAUUCUGUAAGAAUUUCUGUGAUCGGCAAAGACAAGGUGAGCGUGGGAAAAGCCGUGGAGUCCUUGAAGAAAGGUUUCUCUGACGCUUGUACAACGGAAAAAGUCGAAAAUGAAAUCGUCAGUCAGCUUUCCGAUAAGCAGAAAGAUAUCCUGAGAAAAAAGGCUAAAGACCGUGACGUCAAACUUGAAAUUGAGGAUGACGUUGAUCGCAUUGUCGUUCGUGGUGGACCAACCGAAGUUUCUGGAAUAGUCGGGGAGAUCUGGAAAGAGAUCAGCGAGAGGACGAAGAAGAAGCAGGAGGAAGAACAAGCGAAGUUGGUUUCAAAGAACAUAGAGUGGAGCUAUGAAAUACAAGGCAUACAAAUGGCGUUCGCUCCGAAAGCAAAUGCCAAGAUUGAGUUGGCCCACAGCAAAGACGAGGACACAGUGCAAGUUUCUCUACGAGGAGACAAGUUUGUUAUCAACUUGAAGAGAAACUCUGGACGUGGACAAACGUCUGGUGAACAAAUAACACUGAAAAGAAAGGUGAAGGGUGCUGAUGAAGGAAUUGCUCUGCCAAAGCACUGGACACCAAUGCCCAGCCAUGACUCCACUGUACAUAAAGUACAAUUGCACCCAAGCUCCCCUGAGUAUCAAGAUGUGGUACGUAAGUUUCAAGCCACGGCCGGAGCGUUAAAUAUUCAGAGGAUUGAACGCGUACAGAAUCCUCAUCUGUAUCAGUCUUACAUGGUACGAAAACAGAAAAUGGAUAAAGAUACGAGAGGAAAUAGUGAAAGACAGCUGUUUCAUGGAACUGAUGCUAAAAAUAUCAACCAUAUCAACACACAAGGAUUCAACAGGAGCUUCUGUGGGGCUCAUGGCACGGCUUAUGGACGUGGUGUUUAUUUUGCUAGAGACGCUCAAUACUCUGUUGGAUACGCUGGGGGUGGUGGUUAUGGAGGGCGCCACAUGUAUCUUGCCAAGGUUCUCGUGGGGCAGUAUUGUGUUGGAAAUCCUUCAAUGAUUGUGCCUCCACCAAAAAACCCAUCAAAACCUGAAAUUCUUUACGAUUCUGUGGUAAAUAACCAAUUAAGCCCCAGCAUCUUUGUUGUUUUCUUUGAUAAUCAGUGUUAUCCUGAAUACCUUAUAACCUUUUGAAGACCACAUGGACCUUUUACUUAGAAAACAGCAGAGUUAAAGGCCGAAAAAGCUUGAAAUGCUUUAUAGUUCAACUUAGUUUAUCAGCUAUAUGAAUUGCAGAAAAUCGUUCUCCUUCACAGUGUAGGGAACAUCAUAUAGAUAUUGGUUAAAGUUUCUCAAUAGCAUUCUUUACAGUCUCAACUCAAAGCUUAUUCUUUAUCCUAUAAAUUGUAUGAUUAUAUCCUUGGAGCUAGAGGGUCCUUGUAAUGCCAAACAGUAAAAUUCAGCUGAACGCUUUUUUAUCUCAACAGUGGAGUUACCACUAGCCUACAGGCAGCAGUUGUCAUUUUUUACGUUUCUCGGGCGAGCGUAGGGAAACGCGAGACAUGCGCGGGGACCACGACAUAGUCGUGUUCCUCGCCCCACGCGUUUACCUCGCGCUUGCCCCGUUUUCUCUCUUGGAAAAGAAAAGAGUUCUGCUGUUCUCAAAACGGUAUUUUCCUUUUUACCGCCAGACUGACAAACAAUAUUUUGUUACAUCAAUUUUCUACCAAAAAUAAAACUGGCGAAAGAAGAGAAUUUCGAAAAAUAUACGUACCUUUUUGAGAAAUGACAGUGACGUCGCUAAGAUGACAUUUGAUUUAUGAUGUAAAAGAUUUACUGAAAAGAAAACUUAGAGAAGCAUUUAUUAUUUAGUUGGCAGCCAAAAGCUCGGUCAGAAAGUGUGGCAUAGUAUUACCCACGUGUUUCACGAAUAGGUUUAUUUACUGAAAUAAAAUA